Molecule: messenger RNA, 3880 nt
Organism: Archocentrus centrarchus (flier cichlid)
Lineage: Eukaryota; Metazoa; Chordata; Actinopteri; Cichliformes; Cichlidae
Product: twist-related protein 2-like
Exons: 1
Coding region: 500-1135 (211 amino acids)
Biological process (GO): developmental process; regulation of transcription by RNA polymerase II
Molecular function (GO): RNA polymerase II transcription regulatory region sequence-specific DNA binding; DNA-binding transcription factor activity, RNA polymerase II-specific; protein dimerization activity
Source: RefSeq, a predicted model, not a curated record
GCUGUCCAAAAGAAAAAGCCUUUUUGGACCAAUCGGUGAGUCAGAUGGGUGGGCAACUGAAAGCUUCAUGUUCCCUUUGCUUUAAAAAGUCAGAUUGGACUUCCCGUUGUUUCACAUGCUGCAGUGGGAGUGGGACGUGAGAGCAGUCUGGUUUUCCGAUGCAGUGUUCACUCACCGAGAACAGGAAGAGAUCUUUAACGGGUUUCCACGUGUGUGGAUAAAGGAGGAUAGUGGCAAUCCAAAAGUGAGCGCUCAUUACUCACUUGUUUGGGUUUGGCAUGUUUGGAUAUGACAAAGGUUGGUUGAAGAAGAAAAACAACACAGCAGAAGGUCAGAGAAACCCACAACUGAGCUGAGGGAGUUCCUGAAGGUGAUCAGAGUGGGGGGGGGCUGCUGUCACGGGGGACAGGGGAGUGGCGAGAGACAUUAGGAGAGACAAAUUCAGAGUCAAAUUCAGUCAAAUAAAGAAAGAGGAGACAGAAGAAAAACGUGGCCAAGCAUGAGAGAGGAGGAGCAGUCAAAUGACCAUCCUGAGGGAGGGGUGGUUUCCAGCAAGGAGAACAACAAAAGACCGCUUUCUAAUGCCUGUCCUGUUGUAGUUGCAACACCGGGGAUAACCGGGCAUAAACGGCAGAUGGGUGCACAAAUGGAGGAUCACAUUUCUGCAAUUACACCCACCACAUCAGCAGACGACGGCGAAGUCAAGCCAGGAGAUGACAUCCAGAUCUACAAUCCAGCUGGACCUAAAAAACUCAAGAGGAGUCCUCAGCAUCGCCCACUGUCCCUUUCUCCUGUCCCUGGUCCUAGCCCUGAAGAUCUUUCAUCCAGCCUCGAGGACCCACAUGCCCAGCGGGCAAUUGCCAACAUCCGGGAGCGCCAGCGGACACGAUCUCUGAAUGAAGCUUUUGCCUCACUGCGUAAGAUAAUCCCAACGCUCCCUUCUGACAAACUGAGCAAGAUCCAGACCCUUAAGCUGGCAUCACGCUACAUUGACUUUCUGUACCAGGUUCUGCAGAGCGACGAGAUGGACACCAAGCUGGCGGGAUGUAAUUACCUGGCUCAUGAGAGACUGAGCUAUGCCUUCUCUGUCUGGAGGAUGGAGGGAGCCUGGUCGACCAUGUCUGCUGGUCACUAGCCCCGUCUGGAAACCUACAAAGAAUGAAUGCAAACGGGCUGAAGAGAUGUCUAAAGUGUGUCUGCUCACCAGCGGACUCACACUGUUUGACACCUCAGUUGCGAUCUGGUCGCCUCAAAGAAAAGACUACGUGACACUCGAUGAGAGGAAGCAUUCGUAGGAACAUUUGUUUGAUCCAAGUCGUUGCUACAUAUGAGAUGUAACUGGGGAUUAUUGUCAUUCCACUUGUUUGCUUUUCCCAAAGCAGCUGCUGCUGCUCUCAAGUGCAAAUGACAGAGUUCAAGAAGCGCAGCAGGGACUGCUAGCUUAGGGAUUUUUUUCUAUUAACGAUAUGUGUAUUUUGUUUACAUAAAUCACAGUGGAGGGCAGGACAGGUGAGAGACAAAAGCAGCCGCUUUUCAUUUAAUAUUCAUUCACUUCAUCAAGCUGAUGGUUAAGAACUCGUUUGCCUUUGCCUCUUCAUCAACAGCACCGCUAAUUCUGCUGAAGCCCUCUGACCCAUCAGCUUUCUCAGGUACUAAAGCAACCGGUUUCAUCAUUAUCAGCACCCCUGAUUCUGUCACCUUAACUAAGAUCAGUAUUAUCAUUAUCAUUAAUAACAUCAUCAUCAUAAACAUAGGUAUACAUACAAUGAGCCACUUUUUAUUUAACUUUGUCUGCUUUAAGAUAGAAAAUGUAUUAAGUGUUGUGUAAUAUGUAAAGCACAGAGCAGAGGACUGAUAAGAAAGAAAGAACUGCAAAUACACAAUUGAGCUCCUGCUUUUCCAAGACUCUGACAUUUUAUGAAUCCCUGACUACCUCUGAACCUAAGCAAAAGUGGGGGGAAAAAAAGCAGCCACGGGCGUCCGUCGUCCUGCCUUAAGUUUCUUGUCCGUACCAAAAACCAAGCCCCUUUGUUUCUUCCCGUGCCAAAAAAACUCUCCUCUCAAAAUUCUUUCCUCUCAUUCUGGCCUGAAUUUGCUUGCGUUGCACGAAACCGUGAUACAGCUACAGCGAGCUGACGAGGAGGCGUAAUGAAAACAAACGGUCUCUGAGAGCCAUGAAUCAUGUGUGUCACCAUCAAAGGGGAGGCUGAUGUGGCUCCCCGCUGGGCUCCCAUAAACCACUGGUAGUGAUGGAGGAGGUGAGAGCUGAUUUAUACAGGCAAAUGUGCACGUAUGCAUAGGUGUAGCUGUGCACGUGCAACUGUGCACUUAAAGAAAAAAGCUUUUUGAAUACAUUGGCUCCACUGUUUGAGUCAAUAUCAUUACCAAAUCAUAUACCUUUCUUUGUAUUAUUGUGGGGUUUUGUUUUCUCUGCAGCAGCAAACAUUACAUGCAGGGUUUAGACUUAUUUCACAUAAACAACUAAACUCCAAAGAGAACGGGAUUGGCAUGCUGUUUGGCCUCAGUGCACAUCCAUGACAAUCCAUUUCUCCCUUCGCUGCCAAAAUGCACAAAGACCAGCAACCUAUCAUUAGAAUGUCCCGGGGAGGUAGCUAAUGUUUCCAGCUCUUUUAAAGACUUAUGGAGAUUUUUGCUGAGCCCCACAGUCAGCACAGUGCGGCCUCAGAAGGCACGACUUCACUGACAUGUUAGAAGACACUUGACAUUUAGAAAGAAUCCAGUUGUGGGCCAACACAGAAAAAGCAGCCCCUGUGCAUUUUAUAUAUAAAAUGAGUGAGGUGAGGCUUGCAUGUCCCUGCGUAUUCUCUUCUUUCUCAUUUAAGUCAAGCUCUAUUCUGAAAUUUCAUGUUACAAAUGAAAAUUUUAAAGUUUUUUUUAACUAGCCAAAAAUGACUCAUCUGCCACUUGAGUUACCUUAGAAUAACAUAUAAUUACACGCUGUUGUUAAUGCCAUUGUUACCCGACGUCCAGCAUACAAGUGGUUACAGCAGUAAUAUGUCUUUGUCCAGCUGCUGAAUAAAGUGACUGUGAUCUUCCUUGUAAAUCUCUGACCUGCUCCUUGUUCUCGUUUCUGCUAGACUAAUCAUAUGCGCUUUGCAUGUCAGGCUGCAGAUUAAUGUGGGAAAAGAGGAUCAGCUAUACAUUAAAAGUGCUGUCAUUGUCUGAGACCAUUUCUGCACCAUUUCCCCCUGUAUAGUGUUUUAAAGAAAUGACUAUCAUAGCCAUCACUGUUGCUGAAGCGAGGAGAUUAGUGUAGGCAUCUCCCGUGCACUUCUCAGACUUCAGAGUCAGGCUUUGGUUUUAUGAGGAUUUACUUGAAGUAUGUACAGUGUGAUGCUUCACAAAAGCGUGGUGGCACUGAUGCAGUAUGACUUUGUAAACUGUACAUAUCAUAGGCAGAAAACCCCUGAAAAAUAAAACUAUCUGCAAAACCGUCUUGAAGUUCUUGUUUUCAGUGAUUGGGGCAAAGAUUUAUGCGGCCACCACGCCUUCUUUGUCUCCUGUCUCUCUUGUUAAAGUGUCUCCAUUGCUUUCCCUUCCUCCUUCCUCCCCCUGCUUUCUUUUUUUAACGAGGUCUGUGUGCCUCUGCCUGGUCAGGAACACUUAAUUCUUCCAAAAAGAACAAGUUAAAGUGCAAUUAAGGGCUCUGGGAAUAUUUAUAGUAUGUUUAGACCUAAAUUAUAACUUACGGCUUUAUCAUUCCAGUUGUGCUGCAGUGGUCAUUAGAUUUACUGUUUUGUAUCCUGAUGAUUUAACAAGAGCUUAAUCAUUAAAACUUUUAUACAACAAGGUAAGAAUAUGUUUGUUUUGUUGUUUGUUUUAUGCUCUUUUUAUAUUUAAAAAAAAAAAAGGUUUAAAA